Messenger RNA from Penicillium digitatum Pd1, 1536 nucleotides. RefSeq names its product GID4/VID24 family protein. The record is from RefSeq and is a predicted model, not a curated record. Gene Ontology annotation, cellular component: GID complex. Gene Ontology annotation, biological process: protein targeting to vacuole; protein catabolic process in the vacuole; proteasome-mediated ubiquitin-dependent protein catabolic process. Lineage: Eukaryota; Fungi; Ascomycota; Eurotiomycetes; Eurotiales; Aspergillaceae.
AUGCCGCCUCCUAACUCACACGGCACGGCACUCUCUCUAGCGACCGCCGCACCUGGCUCUCCACACCAAUCGUCGAUUUCUGCGCUUGCCCCUGUGGAGACCGAUAACGCGCACGAUGACAACGUGAACUUCCUGCGAUCGCGACCAGCCCUCUUCAAUCCGCUAUUACCUUCUUUGAGCCGACAGCGUCGCCGUCGUUACCCGGUCAAUCCGCCACCGGAAAACGAAGAUCGCAUGGAGGUGGAUGAUCCCACAAACCCGCGCACAUCCGUUGAACUCAACCGUCGCAUCCCGAUUGUCCGUCGCCAGGAGAGACCAACCGACAUGCCAAACUACGAGGGCCAAGUACCCAACUCACGAUCGUUGUAUGGAUGGGCACCCGGGUCUGAUGAUGAGGAUGGUGCUGCGCGCGAUGAGUCGGAAGAUGAUCAGAUGCAGCCCUUCCUACUUUCCUCAAGCCGCGAUGCACCCCCCGCACGACCUCCACGCAAUGAGAUCCCAGUCCCCGCGCAACGGAUACCCCAUGAUUAUGCCACAUUAGUGGGCAUUAAUCAAUCUCGAACAUCGAUCUCCGCAGUGGCGGCACUGAUACAAUCUGCAAGGCGUCAGCCUCGUCUUUCAAGAAGCCGCACACUAGAGAAUUACAUCAUCGAUCGCUAUUCAGAUAUCACCACUGCAGAAGAGGACACUGGAAAUACAAUAGCGGUUGCACCUCGGGGAUACCGCUAUCGACCUACGGUGCGCGGCGACUCACAUCACACCGGCAUCACCCAUAACGACCUGCGCGCUCGGGCUGCCGCUCAUCGCCAGCUACACCCUGACACAUAUCUGAGCAACGUGCUGGGGGAAACAAUCCAAUAUCUCGAUCGCGUUCGGUAUUCAAACUCCCUUGAAGAUAGUAUGUAUGUCUUAGCGGAAAGUCAGCUGUCCUUCUCGAUGGAUAGCAAGUCUUGGAGAGAUACAGACUUCAUUCUAUACACUCCUAACAUUAAACCACCUGCGGCAUGCUCGUGGCUUCGAUCUGGAAUGGCUUUUUCGGGCUGUCAACGAGCUGCCAGUGCCGGGUUCUCAGUGAUAUCGCGACAUGUUCCCAGUCCGAAUGCUGCCAGUGAGCCUGUUAUUGUAAAUGGAAGUGAUAGCACCCGAAUCAGCGUUUCUACCAGAAGUGGCCUCCGAUACUCAGCCAACAACCGCGAUGAAAAUUGGCCUGUCAAGGUCACGAUACACCAAAUCAACCCUGAGGAAAUGACUUUAUCUGGCACUAUGGAGGCUUACAACAUCCCUGACAAGACGUCGCCCACCCACGAUGCACAUAUUGUGACUUUCUUGGAGGGUGAGAUCAUCGAUUUCAACAAUCACACGCUGGAGACAAAGAACUUCAAAGCAGAUACAGACAUUGAUAGCACAUACUGGCGUGAACUACAACCGUUUAAGGAUCUGACAGACACUGAAAUGGCUCAGAAACUUGUGAGUCGGAAGUGGAUUACAGAGGAAUUGUCCAAGGGUUGGAUUUUAAUGAGAUGGAAGGGCAAGUAG